Molecule: messenger RNA, 1062 nt
Organism: Manihot esculenta (cassava)
Lineage: Eukaryota; Viridiplantae; Streptophyta; Magnoliopsida; Malpighiales; Euphorbiaceae
Exons: 1
Coding region: 1-1062 (353 amino acids)
Source: RefSeq, a predicted model, not a curated record
AUGAAUGAUCACUUGCUAAGCUUAGGCUUUGUGAAAAGUCUUAGUGAAUCAACUUUAUAUAUAAAGAAAAAUGGUGCUGAUUUGACCAUUGUUUCUAUUUAUGUUGAUGAUCUUCUUAUUACAGGAAGCAAACAGGAGCUUAUUGACUGUUUUAAGGCUGAAAUGUUCAAAGAAUUUGAAAUGACAGACCUUGGGUUGAUGUCUUAUUUUCUUGGUUUGGAAGUAAGACAAAGGAAGAAUGAGAUCUUCAUUAAUCAAAGCAAAUAUGCAAAAGAGAUACUAAAGAAAUUUCAUAUGGAAGGGUGUAAGCCAGUUGACACUCCUAUGCAGCCUAGAGUAAAAUUCUAUAAAGAUGAUGGUGCUGUCAAAGUGAAUGAAAAUCAUUAUAGAAGUUUACUUGGCUGUCUUAUGUACCUCAGUGCCUCCAGACCUGACAUAAUGCAUGCUGUUGGUCUCCUUUCUAGAUUUAUGCAUUGUGCUAGUGAGGAAUAUUUACAAGCUGCAAAACGUGUUAUGAGAUACAUAAAGGGAACAAUUGAUUUUGGAGUAAAGUAUGUUUGCUGUCCAAAUUUCAAGUUAGUUGGUUUUUCUGACAGUGAUUGGGCAGGUUCGGUAGAUGAUAUGAAAAGUACUACAGGUUUCUGCUUUAACUUUGGAUCAGGUGCGAUCAAUUGGUGUUCUAGGAAGCAAGAAAUCAUUGCUCAAAGUACUGCAGAGGCUGAAUUUGUUGCUGCAGCUGCUGCAACAAAUCAUGCUUUGUGGCUUAGGAAAAUUCUCAAAGAUUUGAAUGAAGAACAGGUAGAGCCAACGUCAAUUUUUGUUGAUAAUCAGGUAGCCAUAUCAAUCUCAUCUAAUCCGGUAUUUCAUGGGAAGACAAAGCAUUUCAAGAUUAAGUUCUACUUUAUAAGGGAAAUUCAAAAAGAAGGAGAAGUGUUGUUAGUUUAUUGUAGAGCAGAGGACCAGAUUGCUGAUGGAUUUACUAAAGCUUUGCCUAAAGCCAAAUUUGCAGAUUCAACAAAUAAAAUGGGAGUUUGCAGCAUCAAAGACAAGGAGGAGUGUUAG